AGUAUAGUCAUCUUUCAUAUCAAUUCAUUUCGACACGCUCCGUGAGAGUAGAUGUUUGUUAUUCCGGCCUCUUCAACCACUUUUCAGAGCAUUAUUUUAUUAAGUGCUCUGGUAGCACUAGGCUCAGCCUACCCGCAAUUACGCGACUCCUAUGGACUCCCCGUCGUCCAAACCCCAAACCAAUAUGAUACACCACAAGUGAUCAUUCCUUCAACCUCCUAUGGUGCCCCAAUCGCCCCAUCUCCAACCUAUGGCGUCCCUUCGAACUACCCAGUUCCAAUCGCCAAAAUCCCAAUCAGAAACACUUACUCAUUCAGCAUUCCCAAGCAAGUGCCUGUUGUUUCUCCAACAUAUGGUGUUCCAUCUAAUGAUGUCCCAGCUGCACCAGUUCCAGUCUAUGGUGUACCUGCUCCAGCCCCAUCUCCAAUCUAUGGUGUACCAGUUGUAAAUGAUGUCCCUGCUGCCCCUGCUGUACCUGCUGCACCCUCUCAGGUUUAUGGACCUCCACCAACAACUGCUGCUCCCCUAGCUGAACCAGCUGUGGUUUAUGGCCCACCACCAGUCCCCGCUCAAGUUUAUGGACCUCCACCAACACCUACCACUACAACAACCACACCAAAACCUGUAACAGUCCCUGCUGUUGUAUAUGGUCCACCUGCUGAAGUUUAUGGACCUCCGGCUGUACCUGCUGAUACCUACGGACCUCCUGCGGAUACCUAUGGACCACCAGCUGUUCCUGCUCAGGUUUACGGUGUCCCUACCGAACAGGAACGCCUUCAGCGCCUGCUGGCGUACACAGCGCGUCAUCUGGAACCUUCGGGCCGGUUUUCGUACCGCAUAGUGUCGUCCCCCUACCGGGCGUAGUCCAGCCAUCGCCAGCUAUGUUUAUAUCUCCACCGAGACAACCUGAGGAUAGGAAUGAGGAUGGUGUCUUUUGUGUCUAAUGUAAUUUUGAGAUCUGAUUCUGUUGGUAUUUAUGAAAUAAAUUAUUUCUUUGAUUAAAA
Molecule: messenger RNA, 1004 nt
Organism: Dalotia coriaria
Lineage: Eukaryota; Metazoa; Arthropoda; Insecta; Coleoptera; Staphylinidae
Exons: 3
Coding region: 52-864 (270 amino acids)
Source: RefSeq, a predicted model, not a curated record